AUUUUAAUCGUAUAUUCGUAUUAUAAUCGUGCUACUGAGUACUGUAUACUUUUAUCCGUGCUACUGAGUACUGACUAUAGUUUAAAUAAGUACUAUAUUAAUUAUUAUAGUGUUCUUCUUCUGAAAUCUGAUUUCAGAUGUAUUAAUAAUAUUCAAAAAGUAUAAAAACCAUAAUUAUAUAAAAUGUAAACAUUUAAAAUCACUGUCAAGCCUGGUAAUUUGUAAAUUGUUUAUUACAUUAUUUCAGUUUUUUUUUUUAAAAUGAGUUGCCUUCUUAGUAAACUGUGCAGUAUAAAAUCAACUGUUCAGCUCCGGAAAUUAUCUGUACCUGCAAAUACUCUCCUUGCAAGAAGAGCAUUUAAUCAGCCAAAUCGUAAUUUAAAGAGAUUUCAAAGUCAAUCCAAUUCUCUUUUAGGACCUUCCUUAUUUUGUAUAUCUGUCUGCACCGGUUCUGUAAUUUUGGCAUCAGUUAUUCAAUAUGAGCGACUUCGUGUUAAUGUUAAACAAAUCAAUGCUUAUGAAUUUUACAGAAAUUCUAUCUACAGGAAAAACGAGAAUAUCAUUUCCAAGUUAAGAAAUAAUUUUAAUAAAUUAGAACCAUCAGAGAAAGUAUUUGGUACCAUAUUUCUAUUAAAUGCCAUUGUUUUUCUUGCAUGGCAAGUACCUAAAUGGCAACAUAUCAUGAUCAAAUAUUUUAUGACUGAUGCACUUGCUAGAAAAAUUCCAGUGUCAUCACUUCUUCUGAGUGCGUUCAGUCACAGUUCUCCACUACACUUCAGUUUCAAUAUGUACGCUCUUCUUACAUUUUGCAAAGGUGUGAUCCAACCAUGGGGUGAAAUGGGACCGGAAGAAUUCACUGCAAUGUAUAUAAGUGGUUGUGUUGUUUCAUCAUUAGCUAGUAUUAUUUUUAGACGAAGCUUUAAGUUUCAAGGAAAUAGCUUAGGCGCUUCUGGUGCUAUAUUAUCGGUUGUUGGAUACUUUUCAUUAUCAAAUCCUGACCAAAAGUUGGGUAUAAUAUUUUUACCAAAUAUACAAUUUGAUGCAAUUCAUGGCUUAUUUGGUAUAAUAUCGUUAGACAUAAUGGGAUUGCUUAUGAAGUGGCAAAUGUUCGACCAUGCAGCUCACUUAGGAGGAACGUUAUUUGGAAUAUUUUGGUACAAAUACAUGUCAACAUAUGUAUGGGGAAAUCGAAGAUAUAUUGUAAAUAAUUGGAUAAAAUUAAAAAAAAUUAUUCAAGAUUAAUGAAACACUAAUUUUGUAUUUAUAAAAAAAGUGUCUAGUGAUUUUUCUAUUCAAUUGUGUUGUUCAUAUUAUUGUUUAACUAAUAAGUUAUUGAAUGUCAUACAUUUUGUCAAUACAAAGUUUGUUAAAAAAAUGUAUGAGAUUAAGUUUUGUGAUAAUAGAAUAAUAACGUUAAAUAAUAAAUAACAAUUUAGCAG
This is a messenger RNA of Acyrthosiphon pisum (pea aphid), 1439 nucleotides long. RefSeq names its product rhomboid family intramembrane serine protease rho-7. The transcript is spliced from 9 exons. Gene Ontology annotation, cellular component: membrane. Gene Ontology annotation, molecular function: serine-type endopeptidase activity. The record is from RefSeq and is a predicted model, not a curated record. NCBI's taxonomy places the organism in Eukaryota, Metazoa, Arthropoda, Insecta, Hemiptera, Aphididae. The coding region runs from base 262 to 1242 and encodes 326 amino acids.